This is a messenger RNA of Dimorphilus gyrociliatus, 1431 nucleotides long. NCBI's taxonomy places the organism in Eukaryota, Metazoa, Annelida, Polychaeta, Dinophilidae. The record is from the annotation of a GenBank genome assembly.
GAUUUCUGCUUUCGAUUUACAGUCAUCGUCAGAUUCCGCUUCCGAUAGUUGGUGAUAGUCCAGUUAGUUUUUGCCAAAUAUCAAGGUUUGUUUUAUGACUCAGUUCGCAAAAAUUGUUUGAGACUUUCCGGAAAUAACGUGGAUAUAUUGCUAUACGUUUAUAUUAAUUGCCAUUGCAUUUUACAAUUUUAUUAGUAUCUUUUUAUUUUCAUUGGAGCAGACAAGUGAUAGAAUUACGUAAUUGUUGAAGAUGAGCUUUCAAUGGACCGUUGUAGCAACGUUCUUGUACGUUGAAAUAGCUACGGUGAUCUUGUUGAUGAUACCAGGCAUUUCGUCAGCUGCAUGGCAAAAGCUAUUUCGAUCGAGACUGUUUAAAUUUGUCAAAAAUUACGUGAAUUUGUAUUUUUACGUAUUUGUCGCACUUUUAGCUUUGUUAUUUGCUGAUGGCGUAAGAGACGUUCGUAAAUACAGAGGUGAAGAGGAUGUGAAAGCAAGACCAGAUGCAGAAAUUCAUCAGCAUAUGAAAUUAUUUCGCGCUCAGAGAAAUCUCUAUAUUGCUGGAUUUGCUCUUUUCCUGUGUUUGGUAAUUAGGCGAAUCGUAAGCUUGAUCUCUAAUCAGGCUAAUCUAGAAGCUAAAUGUUCUGCUGCUCUCAAACAAGCUGAAAGUGCUUCGGCAACUGCUAAGCAAUUUAUGAAGACAGCAGAAAAAGGAGCUCAUAAAAAUGCCAUUGACGAGACGAUGCUGGAGGAGCUAGACGACGUGAAAAAAGAGUUAGCUAAGAAAAACGAAGAAUUACGAAAGAUUAAAGUGGAUUUUGACGCUUUAAAAUCUCAGGCGGAGAACGCUAACAUAGAAUAUGAUAGAGUUUUGAGUGAACUCCAAAAUUCUCAAGUAAGUCAAGAAGGUACCAUCAGUUGCUGCUAACUUUAAUAUAAACCUUUUUUCAAUGACAGAACAAAGGAAGUGAAGGAGCCAGCAAGAAAGAUGAUUAAAUAACAAAAUCCAAUACUAUAUUUAAUUACUGUCAAUUCUAUCUUUUAAAUGGUUUGGAUAUAUUUUUUGGCAUCUCUCGAAAUACUGUGUGAUUAAAUAAUUCAUUAAAUUAAAACACUAUAUGCUAUUGUACUAUGUCUGCAUAUUUCAUAGGAGAGUAAAAUUAAUGUUCAAUCCACUAGUUUAAUGAAAUAUUGUCAGUUUUACUCAAAAAUCUUAAUAUUAUUUAAUAUUAUAAAUGAUGGCUAAAAUUUACAGAAAAAAAGAGGAACAGGCUUCAAUUAAUAAAAAUUUUUCACUUUGAUUUUAAAAGAGAUAUUUAGAAAUAUUUUUAUAAUUUCUUGAAUAAAAUCUUUCUGAAGAUAAUUCAAUUUUUUAUUUAUUAUCUUUCGAACUGAUAAAAUUUGUUUUGAAUUUUUUGUUGAACUUGAAAGAAA